AAUGGGGUGCAAAGGAGCAAAAUAAAUAAAUACAGUAGGUAAAGAGGUAGUUGUUUGGGCUGAAUUAUAGAUUCAUACUAAUUGUCAGUCCAAAAACUCUGGUUGAGAUGAUAGAUGAGAAGUCAUUGAUCUAAAUUGAUCAUCAGUCAGGCAGAUAGCUAUGGUUAUGCAGGGAUGGAAGGCUGUCACAGAAAUGUGAGGCUGUGGUGGCAGCUGCAGAGAGGUAUUUGGGUGUUACAGUGGUUGUGUCCCUUCUUGUUAAAUCAAAUCAAACGUUAUUAUGAGGUAGGACUAGUUAGAUUGAAAUAGUGGAGUAGGGUGAUGUUUUUUUUGUGAGUGUAGGGUUAGAUGGUAGGGUAUUUGUUGAUUUAUUUUUAUUUGUUGAUUUUCAAGCAAAGGGUGUUAUACUCCAAUCUAGUAGGUGGCGGUAAUGCAACAUGUAUCGCCGUUAAACCUAAUCAAAGAAGAUUACCAGCUAGGGUACAGGGUUAGUUAUCAGUAUCUUUGGUUACGGUUUGCGACCGAGUGACAUGCCAUCUCUGCUAAGUUGACACGUCAGAUUACACCAUUAGACCUGAACCACGCCAAGACUGAUCAUGAAGAGAAGUCGACAUCCAAGCAGCAGCGAAGACUCUGACAAUGGAAGUAACUCCACUUCUUGGUCGCAACAUUCUCAACUCAGGAGAGCCAAUGGGAUGAAGCCCGCAGAGGUGUUUAGGACAGACUUCAUCACGGCCAUGAAGCUCCAUGACAAGUACCAUCUGAACCCAGAGGAUUACUACGUCCUGGCCGAUCCCUGGAGACAGGAGUGGGAGAAGGGAGUCCAGGUCCCUGUCAGCCCACACAUCAUUCCCCAGACUGUAGCCCGGGUGGUGGCUGAGAAGGGGACAGAGGUGAUGUUCUUGAAGCCCAAGAAGUUGAUCCGUUCUGGGGGUUCGGAGGCGCUGGGGUACGUGGACAUCCAGACCCUGGCUGAGGGGGCCUGUCGAUACGACCUCAACGACACUGACGUGGCCUGGCUGGAGCUCAUCAACCACCAGUUCACUCUGAUGGGCAUGGCUGUGCUGGAUGAGACCACCAUGGAGAGAGCGAUGGAGGAGUUUGAGCGGCGUUGCUGUGACAGAAUGAGACAUCCCAUGGCAACGGAGGAGGGGUUUGGCAUGGAGUACGACGAAGACGUUGUGUGUGACGUGUGUCGGUCACCUGACGGCGAGGACAACAAUGAGAUGGUGUUCUGUGACAAGUGCAACAUCUGUGUUCACCAGGCGUGUUAUGGGAUUCUGAAGGUGCCAAAGGGAAGCUGGCUGUGUCGGACCUGUGCUCUCGGCAUCUCGCCCAAAUGCCAAGUCUGCCGCAAGAAGGGCGGGGCCAUGAAGCCCACCCGCAGCGGAACCAAGUGGUUCCACGUCAGCUGUGCCCUGUGGAUCCCCGAGGUGAGCACUGGGAACCCAGAGAAGAUGGAGCCGAUCACCAACAUGUCCCACAUCCCCAGUAACAGAUGGGCUCUGACCUGCUGUCUCUGUAAAGACCAGACUGGAGCCUGUAUACAGUGUUCAGCUAAAAGCUGUCAGACAGCGUUCCAUGUGAGCUGUGCCUUAGACAGCAGCCUGGAGAUGAACAUCAUCAAAGAGCAGGACGAGGUCAAGUCCUUCUGCCCCAAACACUCUGGUCUGGUGGGAGGAGAGGAGGGGAGGAGGGGAGGGAGAGAUGAAGUUCCUAACCCCCCUGCCCCUCAUGCAGUCCCCAACCCGGUGGAGGUCCUGAACCUCCGUCACAUCAGACUACAGCAGCUGGAGGAGUCACACCAGUUAGUUGACGUGAAGGAGGUGUCCCAGGCCCUGCAGCUGAACCAGGAGACAGUCAACUUCAUGUAUCGCUACUGGAAGCUGAAAUGCCAAGCCAAUCACAGCCAGCCAUUGCUGACCCCCCAGAUGGAGGAGGAGAGUGUGGCGAGGAGAGAGCAUGAUAUCGUUCUCCGCCACCUGUUUCCCCAGGGCGGGGUCGCUACGCCUCCCAGGCCGGGGUCGCUGGCUAUUGGCUGACUGUCUCCAGCUGCAGAGGGGAGGAGCCACCAGAGGGGGAUGACUAACUCCUAACCCAAUACCAGCAGGUAUCUCUCUAACCGUUGAAAUAAAUCUGGAGUGCAGCGUUAAAUUACCUGGCUGUUGCCUGUGUGCUCAUCUAAUGACUAGAGACAGAAUUACUGUACUCCUCAGAACCAGACAGAACUAAUGUACUCAGAACAUUUACAUUUAAGUCAUUUAGCAGACGCUCUUAUCCAGAGCGACUUACAAAUUGGAAAGUUCAUACAUAUUCAUCCUGGUCCCCCCGUGGGGAAUGAACCCACAACCCUGGCGUUGCAAGCGCCAUGCUCUACCAACUGAGCCACACGGGACUACAGAACCAGACAGAACUACUGUACUCCUCAGAACCAGACAGAGCUACUGUACUCCUCAGAACCAGACAGAGCUACUGUACUCCUCAGAACCAGACAGAGCUACUGUACUCCUCAGAACCAGACAGAGCUACUGUACUCCUCAGAACCAGACAGAGCUACUGUACUCCUCAGAACCAGACAGAACUAAUGUACUCAGAACCAGACAGAGCUACUGUACUGUGACUCUAACCCGCCUUACUGUGACUCUAACCCACCAUACUGUGUAAUUGACCCUGACUCUAACCCGCCUUACUGUGACUCUAACCCCCCGUACAGUCAAAUUGACCCUGACUCUAACCCACCAUACAGUCAAAUUGACCCUGACUCUAACCCCCCGUACAGUCAAAUUGACCCUGACUCUAACCCCCGUACAGUCAAAUUGACCCUGACUCUAA
This is a messenger RNA of Salvelinus namaycush (lake trout), 2832 nucleotides long. It is a transcript of the gene jade1, whose product is annotated as jade family PHD finger 1. Gene Ontology annotation, biological process: regulation of transcription by RNA polymerase II. Lineage: Eukaryota; Metazoa; Chordata; Actinopteri; Salmoniformes; Salmonidae. Bases 597 to 2042 code for a protein of 481 amino acids. Gene Ontology annotation, cellular component: histone acetyltransferase complex. The transcript has 9 exons. The record is from RefSeq and is a predicted model, not a curated record.